Plasmopara halstedii is the source of this 324-nucleotide messenger RNA. RefSeq names its product Complex 1 LYR protein. The transcript has a single exon. Bases 1 to 324 code for a protein of 107 amino acids. The record is from RefSeq and is a predicted model, not a curated record. NCBI's taxonomy places the organism in Eukaryota, Oomycota, Peronosporomycetes, Peronosporales, Peronosporaceae.
AUGGCGGAAACCAAACAGGUGCUGCGUGUGUACCGGCGUCUGCUUAAGCUAGCGCAGCAUUAUCCGAGCAUCAAGCGCGAGGCGAUUAUUCGUGAUAUCAAGGAAGAAUUUCAUGCUAACGCGAUAAUCACAGACGCGCAAAAAAUCUGCGAGGCAAUGGCAUCGGCACAUGCAGGCAUCAAGGAGCUGUCAAUGUACGCUAGUUUACAUCCCUCGCAGCCUAAUUGGAGCGUUGAGGUAGGACGCGAUGCGAUACAGUCGCAAUUGCGUGAAGGAUCACAAGUAAAGGUCGUUCGCGACGGCAACAAAGCAGUUAAAAAAUAA